GAUCAGCUUUCACAACGAACUCAAAAGAUUGGAGAAUAACAAAAAAUGGCUAUGGCGGCCAUGGGGUCGGCUCCCUUGUUCACUGCUCCUGAAACUAUAAAAGCGCCAUUUCUAAAACCACUUCCUACCCCUCCAGCUCUUUCGCUCUCUUAAUAUGUUCAUAUGCAUGCUAUUCUUCUUUGGCAAUGGCAACUUCUGACUCUCAAGCUUCAGUUAUUGUCCAGAGAAGCAAUGUAAACUGCUGGGGCGCGUCUUUGUCUUUCACAAAGACUAAGAAACAUAAUGUGUGUUGUUGCCAAGUAAAAUUAGAGGAUGAGGCUUGUGAACUAGUCAAUGGAGUGGAGCUGUCGAUAGGGGAUGAAGGUGAUAGCAUCGACGCUUAUCUUUUGACGGCUGUCAAGAACAACAAUGGGACUGGCAUAUUGCUUUUAUCUGAUGUUUUUGGGUUUGAAGACUCGUUUACCAGAGAUUUUGCAUACCGUGUUGCUUGCAAUGGUUACAAUGUCCUAGUGCCGGACUUGUUUCGUGGAGAUCCAUGGGGAAAGGACCGCCCUGAUGCAUCAUUUGAACAGUGGAUUGGUAAACAAGACAGAAAUCGGGUUAUAAAGGACACUUUUACAUCAGUAGAAUGGAUGGUCAAUGAAUUUGUAGCUGCAGGGAUUUCAAAGAAGCUUGGUGUGAUUGGAUUUUGCUAUGGGGGCAGCCUAACAUUAGACAUUCUUGCAAAAGACCAGGGCUCCUUAUUUGGUGCUGGGAUCUCAUUCUAUGGCACAAGGAUAAACACCUCUCUCUCUACUAAAAUAAAAUCACCCCUGCUGCUAAUCUCCGGCAAUGAUGAUCCACAUUGCCCGGUUAGUGUACUCAACAAUGUAGCUGAAAAUGUUGAGAAGAGUAAAGUGGUGGUUUUUAAGGGAAGGGGUCAUGGUUUUGUCCACAGACCUCAGUCUCCUGAAGAAGACAGAGAUGCAGAAGAGGCUUUUGUGAUCAUGCGAAGUUGGCUCAAUGAUUUCUUGCUUGAACAAAAUUGACAAUGGUUUUAGAUUGUAUAACUGGCAGUUAUUUGUAACCUAAGGAAUAAUAUAUUUCUUUCCGUUGUGAAUUCUUGGUUUAUUAUAUC
Ipomoea triloba (trilobed morning glory) is the source of this 1117-nucleotide messenger RNA. Its product is annotated as carboxymethylenebutenolidase homolog. The transcript is spliced from 3 exons. The record is from RefSeq and is a predicted model, not a curated record. Lineage: Eukaryota; Viridiplantae; Streptophyta; Magnoliopsida; Solanales; Convolvulaceae. Gene Ontology annotation, molecular function: hydrolase activity. The coding region runs from base 186 to 1028 and encodes 280 amino acids.